AUGCAGUGCAGUACUGUUGAUGUGACUCUGGACUCUAAUACAGCAAACCCAUUGCUCACCCUGUCUGCAGAUGGGAAGCGAGUGAGACUGGGAGAGGAAAAACAGGCUGUCCCCGACAAUCCCCAGAGAUUUGAUCACAGGCUCUGUGUGCUUGGCAGAGAGGGCUUCAUCUCUGGAAGACACUACUGGGAGGUGGAGGUGGGGGAGAAUACUUUUUGGAGAUUAGGAGUCACCAGCGAGUCUGCCGAGAGGAAGAGGGGGUUUAUUAUGACUCCGCAGCAUGGUUACUGGACUAUUGAGUGGUGGGAAAUUGGAAAUCAAUUCAGUGCUCUUAUUGACCCACAUGCCCCACUACCCCUGAGCAUGAAGCCACGGAAGCUGGGGGUGUAUUUAGAUUAUGAAGAGGGGCAGCUCUCUUUUUACAAUGUGGAGGCCAGAUCUCUCAUUUACACUUUCAUAGAUUUCAAUGCCAAUGAGAAACUCUAUCCCAUCUUCUGGACUAUGGAUAGGGAAAUAGACCUCAUGCUACAGUCUACUGUUAGCACUGGAAACUAA
This is a messenger RNA of Acipenser ruthenus (sterlet), 555 nucleotides long. RefSeq names its product butyrophilin subfamily 3 member A3-like. Bases 1 to 555 code for a protein of 184 amino acids. NCBI's taxonomy places the organism in Eukaryota, Metazoa, Chordata, Actinopteri, Acipenseriformes, Acipenseridae. The transcript is spliced from 2 exons. The record is from RefSeq and is a predicted model, not a curated record. Gene Ontology annotation, molecular function: protein binding.